AUGCCACCAAAAGCGGCGAAAGGUGGGAAAUCGUCAAAGUCCGAUCCUAAAGCGGCGGGCAAAAUGCCCAAGAAGAAGGAAGGAGGAGGAGGUGGAAAAGCUAAAAAGAAGAAGUGGUCUAAGGGAAAAGUGCGUGAUAAGUUGAAUAACAUGGUCCUGUUUGAUCAAGCCACUUACGAUAAAUUGUACAAAGAGGUUAUAACUUAUAAAUUGAUAACCCCCUCAGUCGUUUCGGAAAGGCUUAAAGUUCGGGCGUCUUUAGCGAAACAGGGAUUACGGGAGCUUCUUGCAAAAGGUUUAAUAAAGUGCGUUGUACAUCAUGGUGGUCAGCUUGUUUAUACAAGGAGCACGAAGGGUGAUGAAUCUGCGAUUGCUGAAUAA
Enterobius vermicularis (human pinworm) is the source of this 381-nucleotide messenger RNA. The record is from the annotation of a GenBank genome assembly. Lineage: Eukaryota; Metazoa; Nematoda; Chromadorea; Rhabditida; Oxyuridae.